This is a messenger RNA of Podospora pseudocomata, 5619 nucleotides long. RefSeq lists its product as uncharacterized. Gene Ontology annotation, molecular function: ATP binding; ATP hydrolysis activity. The record is from RefSeq and is a predicted model, not a curated record. The transcript has a single exon. NCBI's taxonomy places the organism in Eukaryota, Fungi, Ascomycota, Sordariomycetes, Sordariales, Podosporaceae. Bases 1 to 5619 code for a protein of 1872 amino acids.
AUGGCCCCAAUCAUGGACGACAACCCCUCCUCCACCAACCCCAACCACCCUGAAUCCUCAGAAUCUGAGUACGAUGGAUCAUUCAUGUCGACACCCGUCGAAGCAGACACGGAUUCGUCCGACGAUAAGAAGCUGACCAUCAGCAAGGUCGUCGUGGUGGAAGUUUCCCCAUCGCCGGACACCGAUAACGCCACUCAAACCAUUAACCCACCCACAAGCAGGCCACUGUUGGACAUAUCAGACCCAGAAUCUGUUAUCAAGGCCGCCAAACUGAUUGCGACCUUUGCGAAUGAGAUCGAGAGACUGGGCGGUGUCAAGUUUCUGGAGGAUCUCGAGAAGAUCAGAAACAAUCAAACACCACCGAAAUCAAACACAGACCCACCAAGUACCUCCAUAUCUGCCGAUCCAGAGAAUCCAAAGCCCGAGGAAGCCAGUGGAAGCCAAUAUGGCACCUCCCAAGCCCAGGAGACCAAGGAAGCCCACACCAGCACAGCCACGGGUGAGACCGUUGCCAUCAAGGACCACGACGUUCCCGCAAAGGCAGAAGAAGUCACUGCCAAGGAUCAGGCGGUUCAAGCAGCGCCUCCUGAGAAGGAGAAAUCCUCCCCAGAAGAAUCCCCGGCGAAGGAUGAUGACACAGAAGGUGCCAGGGAGUCUUCCAAGGAAGACCCUCCUAAGGACGCUUCUCUAGACACCACGACAGAGAAGAAAGAUCAGGAAUCCUCCGUAGAAGAUGGCAAAGAGGAUGGCAAGGAAGAUGUAACUCCGGAGGGCAUAGAAAAGAAGGACGAACCCCAGAAGGAUGAAAGCCCAAAGGAGGAAUCUAAGGCGGAGUCCACUGAUGAUGAUCCCAAAGAGACUGAUAGUGAAGUCAAGGAGGAAGGGACUAAGGAGGAGGAGGGGGAGGCGAAGGAGAGCGACGUUAAGGAUGAGGCCAAGGAAGGAGAGACCAAAGAGGGCGAGGCAAAGGAAGAGACGACAGAUGAGAACAAGCCAGAGGAAGCCAAGGAGGAGGCUAAGGAGGAGGCCAAGGAGGAAACCCCAGAAGAAGUCAGGCAAGAACCCCCACCAGCGCCGGCGCCCGCUCCGUUACCUUUGCCCGAUCCUCCACACGACCCUUUCAAAGGUGUCAGAGCCGACCCCACCGAAACAGAAGAGAUACCCUUGGAUGCCAACGGAAAACCAAAGCCGAGCGCCAGCCGGCCGGGUAUGCCCAUUCUUCCCGCCCUUGGUCGGAGAUGGGUGGCUAAGGAAUCUGACGGCGUCGAAUUGUUGGCCCCUGAAAAGGAAUGGGAGCGCCGCAAAAAGGAACUGGGCGAGAAGAGCUUAGCAAUUGACCAGCUCAUGGCCAUGGUUGGUCUUGAACAAGUCAAGUCAGAAUUUCUUGCCGUCAAGUCUACCAUUGAUGCGGCAAAGAACAGAAGAGGGAUGCUUCGAAGACAAGAGUUCAAUCUUGCGCUGAUCGGCAAUCCGGGAACGGGCAAGAAGACGCUGACGACUAUCUACAGGACUUUGCUCAAGGAAUGCGCCGCAUGGUCUUCUGUCAACAGCCCGCACAAUGAAAAGCGGUCCGGAUUUGACUUUCAGGCGGACAAGGAUAUUGAAGGUUUCCAUCUGGUGCUAAACAACUACGGCGAGAACUCCAAGGUCUUUGUCUUUAUCGACUCCAUCGAGGGGAUGACGGGUUCCCUCAGGGCAGACCUCUUGUACACACUGGACCGUCAUGCCGAGCGUCUUCGGCUGGUGGUUGUCAUUGCUGGUACCGAGACGGCGAUGAACAAGCUUUUGGCUUCGCGACCGAGCGGAAGAUGGCAGUUUCCUCGACGGUUGACGAUUAAGGAUUACGAUGACGAACAACUGCGUCUGAUCUUUCUCCAGAUGGUCCGACACAAUGGGUUCACCAUCGAAGGGGGGGAGACUGGGCCGUAUCCUCGUAUUGUGGCCAAACGGGUUGCUCGGAACCGAGAGUCUGGUGGUUUCGCCAACGCCUAUGAUCUCGUGCUGGCUUGGGAGAAAAUACUGGACCGACAGGCGGCAAGGCUUGACCUGGAGCACGCGGCGUGGAAGGCUGCCGAGGACAAGCGAGCCGAAGAGUGGGAGGCGGCGCUGGAAAAGAAGCGUGCUAACCUGAGAGAGCUGCUCAAGGAGAAUCAGUCUCUGCAGGCAACUGAGGAGUGGUUGACAGAAGAGCUAGAGGUCGCGACUCAAAAGCUGGAAAAAAAGCAGCAAGAGCGAGAGCACUUGAAAGAGAAGGCGCUCUCCUCGAGCGAGUCAUCAGUCACCGAGCCCAAGGAUGUCGAGAAGCCUGAGGAAGCCGUCAAGACCGAAGCGGUUGCUCAGCCUACAGAAGUUCUCAAGACUGAAGAGCCUGCCCAGACCGAGGCCGUGGAAAAGGCUGUCGAACCUGAGACCGAGGCUGUGGAGGUUGAGGGAGAAGGUCUUAGGACUGUGGAAGAAGGCGUCAAACCUGUGGAAGAAGAUGUCAAGCCUGUGAAAGAAGACGUCAAGCGCGAUCAGGGAGGUGUCAAACCUGAGUCUGAAGCUGUGAAAGUCGGGGAAGAAGGCGCCGACACCAACCAAGGAGGUGUCAAACCCACAGGAGAAGAUGUCGAACCUGAGAAGGAAGGCGUCAAAUCCGCGAAGGAAAAGGUUGAUCCGGAGAAAGAAGAAGUCAAAUCUGCAGAAGAAGAGGCUACACCCAAGCAGGAAGCUGCAAAUUCCGAACCAGAAGACGUUGGAAAGGAUGCCAAAGUUGACAAAGAAGAUCCCAAGGAGAAACAACGCGUGCUGAGCCCAGAAGAGGUUGAGAUUGCCGCUAAGAUCGAGGAGCUUAAGAAGGCAAUCGAGGAGGGCGAGGAGAUGUUGUCUAGCCUGGUUGAGUACAAGAACUGCAGGGGCCAGGAGAUCACCGCUCGUUUGAUUAAGUUGUUGAAGUACAAAAAGCUCCCAAUGCCCGUUUCAGUGGACGACAAAACUUCUGUUCCGAAGGAGCCGUCGGAGAAGUCCGAGAUGUCGACGGAUAAUGAUUCGAAGGACGAGAGAACCAAGGUUCAGAAGGCGGACCCAAGCUCUGCCGAAGGCAAGACCAAGCCUAAUUUUGAUGAGAAGAAUUUGGAGCUUGAGAAGGAUAGGGACAAGAAAGAUGGGGGACUCGAGAAAGAUGGGGGACUCGAGAAAAACGAGGAGCCCAACAAAGACGAGGAUGCCAGCAAGAACGAGGAUGCCAGCAAAGACGAGGAGCCCGAGAAGGAAGUCGAGCCUAGCAGGGACAUGGAGUCUACUAAGGAUGCCGAGUCUUCUACCAAGGACAUCAAGACUAGCCAGGACGAGAAGCCAGCCAGAGAAGAGGAGGCAACUGACGGCGAGACUACGGCCGAGGAUGAAGCCAAGGCACGACAACUCACCGAGCAAGACACGGAGGCCGACACCGACGGCCAGUCAGACAAGAAAUCAACAGAGGGCGGGACCAAGGCCGAAGAUGAAAAGAGCGCUUCCACUGAUGAGAGUGAUGAGAGUGAUGAAGUGGACCUCUCGUUUCUGUCGCAGGGUCCAGCGCCAAAGCCCAACACCCGACUUCUCACCAAGGAAGACAUCAUCGGACCGGAGCCCGAGGAUAUUCGGGACAAGAGCAAGGCUUGGAAAGAGCUCGAAAAAAUGGCCGGCCUCGAGAGCGUCAAGAAAGCGAUUGACGAGCUGCUCGACAGGGCCAGAGCCAAUUAUCGUCGCGAAGUCCUCGGCAAGGAACCACUCAAGACCUCCUUGAACCAAGUCUUUUUAGGUCCUCCCGGUACUGGCAAGACCACCGUAGCCAAGCUUUACGGCCAAAUUCUGGCCGAGAUUGGGCUUUUGUCCACGAAAGAGGUGGUAUUCAAGACACCAGCGGAUUUCAUUGGGCAGUACAUCGGUGAAUCCGAGGUCAAGACCGCCCAUAUACUCGACUCAACGAUUGGAAAGGUGCUUAUCAUCGACGAUGCCCACAUGUUCUAUCACGGUGGUCGUCCGGGCACGACGCACGAGUCGGAUGAGUUUCGUCUUAGCUGUAUCGAUGUCAUGAUCUCCAAGAUUCACAACCAGCCAGGCGAAGAUCGAUGUGUUUUGCUUCUCGGUUAUCCUGACAUGAUGGAGGAGAUGUUCCAAAAGUGCAACCCUGGCUUGCGGCGACGAUUUCCCCUGGAGGAGGCCUUCCGGUUCCAGAGCUACGAUGACAAGACGCUGAAUGAGAUUCUACGGUUGAAAAUGGCCAAGGAGGAGAUCACGGCUAAUGAGGGAGCCAUGGAAGUGGCAGCUGAAGUUCUCCGGAGAGCGAGGGACCGUCCUAAUUUUGGCAAUGGUGGUGAUGUUGACAACCUGCUGAACCAAGCCAAGACUCGAUAUCGCGCCAGGACCAAGGCGAAGGCGGAAACGGAAGCCGAAGGUGUAGAGAAACAAUGCACGGAAAAGCCAGUCGAGCUGCCCCCGGUCACUCGGGUCGACAUCGAAGAAGCUGUGGCUGGAGAACAACUAGCCCAAGCCCAGGUCGACCUGCCGACUGCCGUCAAAACCAAGGCAGCCGAACCUCCAACAGAUAGCACUCAGCCCGAGAAAGAAGAGCUCGAGUCACCUCCACCAACGGAAACAACCGAGAAACCCACAGACAAUGCUGACAUUCUCACUCACUCGGAAGCCAGCAUCGUCCUCACUCGCGAGGAUUUUGACCCAGACUGGAACCGCGGCGCCACUGCCUCCUCGAAAUGUAAAUCCCUCUUCUCCUCCCUCAUCGGCUUCGAGUCCAUCAUAUCCAAAUUCGAAGGCUAUCAACGCCUGGCAGCAAACAUGCGCCGCCGUGGCAAAGACCCGCGCGAAAUCGUCCCCUUCACCUUCAUCUUCAAAGGACCCCCCGGCACCGGCAAAACCCACACCGCACGCAUCAUCGGCCAAAUCUUUUACGACAUGGGCUUCUUGUCCACCAACGAAGUGAUUGAAUGCUCUGCCAGCAACCUCAUAGGCCAAUACAUGGGCCACACCUCGCCAAAAGUGAUCAACCUAUUUGAGAAAGCCCUCGGAAAAGUCCUCUUCAUCGACGAAGCCUACCGUCUCGGGGGGGGCAACCGCGCCACGGGGCAUGCUUCUUACGAAGAGGAGGCAAUUGGAGAACUAGUCGAUUGCAUGACCAAGCCACGGUACCUCCGCAAAAUGGUUAUUGUUCUGGCGGGUUACGACAAGGACAUGGAUAACCUCAUGAAGGUCAACGCGGGACUGAGGGGGAGGUUUGCGACAGAAAUCAACUUUCCCACCAUGACGGCUUCCAAGGCGAAGCAGCAUUUAGAGAAUUUGUUGCUCAAGGAGGAUAUUGAGCUACGGGAUGAGUUUGAUCCUGGGGAGGAGGAGAGGGAGAAGGUGUUGAGGUAUUUGCAUCAGCUGGGGAAGACGGCCGGGUGGGCGAAUGCGAGGGAUGUGAAGAGUUUGGCGGCGGCAGUGACGGGGCAGGUUUAUAGGGAUGUGGAUUUGGAUGAGCUUGAGAGGGAGGAGAACGAGGAGGAGGUGGUCAAGAGGAAGCUGUUGAGGGUUAGUACGAAGGAGUUGAAUGGGCAUUUGAGGGAGAUGUUGAAGCAGAGAAUGAGGAGCGGGGGGCUGGCUUGA